Octopus sinensis (East Asian common octopus) is the source of this 2653-nucleotide messenger RNA. Its product is annotated as neuroligin-4, X-linked. The record is from RefSeq and is a predicted model, not a curated record. The transcript has 11 exons. Lineage: Eukaryota; Metazoa; Mollusca; Cephalopoda; Octopoda; Octopodidae. The coding region runs from base 271 to 2256 and encodes 661 amino acids. Gene Ontology annotation, cellular component: septate junction; cell surface; tricellular tight junction.
AAGCCACGUGACCAACUGACUUACCUGUCAAUGGCGUCGCGAGUUCAGUUGAAGUGUUUCACCUGUAAUUUGCCAACUUUUAAAACUAAACAAAACAACCGGAAUAGGUCACCAGCUACACCAACAAGUUGUCUCCCGACCCCGUUCCCCCCAUCAUAAUUAUCGCCAUUACCUUUAGUUUUUAAUUAAUUUCCGUCAACACCUUUGAAACUUUUAACCAGGAAAGAAAAGACACUCCCAAACUAAGCUGCGACCAGAGAACGAGGAAAAAUGGGCCACAAAAGAUGGCAUAUAAUUCUUGACUGGAUCCUCUUACAUAUUCUCGUCUUCUCUUGGUGUCCAUCGACUUGUUGGGCUGAAAUUGUGAAAUGCAAUGAACCAUAUGGCAGAUAUGAAUUGGACAAGCGUCACGUCAUGACCCACACCACCUACGGAACUGUUGAAGGUUUCUCUAUACCUGUUCAUAACACGCUUCUCAAAGACAGACGAGUGAACGUCUUUCUUGGCAUUCCUUAUGCCAGAAGACCCACCGACAAGGACCACAAAGAAUAUCGCUUCAGGAUUCCCGACGAACCAGAAUGGGAUGGUUUGUGGAAGGCUACGAAAUUCGGCCCUGCCUGUCCACAGGCUCCAUGGUACGCCCGUGAAACUAUCCCUGACUUUCAUGAGAUGGAUGAAGACUGCCUUUACUUGAAUAUUUAUGCUCCAAAUGCUUCAUCACAACAAGGUACCACGCAUCAAGAUGGCUGGGGCCAAAUCAACAGGCCACUUUACCCUGUCCUUGUGUUUAUCCAUGGUGGGGGAUAUGUCAUGGGAACAUCUCAGCAAUUCCCUGGUUUGUUCUUGGCUGAACGCAAUGUUGUUGUCGUCACAAUGAACUAUCGACUGAAUGCCCUCGGUUUCUUGAGUACCGAAGACCAAUUGGCAGCUGGGAACUAUGGACUGUGGGACCAGGUGCGUGCACUGCUUUUCAUCAAGAAUAACAUUAGGAACUUCCAAGGCGACUCGAACAAGAUCACCAUUGCUGGUCAUGAUGCAGGAGCAGCAAGUGUCGGAAUACAUUUGCUCUCACCUCAGUCACAAAAACUGUUUGAUUAUGCUAUUAUGAUGAGUGGCUCUGAUCGUAAUGUGUGGGCCGUGAAGAGUGAAGGCAGCGCAUCCCACUAUGCCUACAACCUGGGAUUGAACCUAGGAUGCCCAACCAAUGACAAUUACCGUCUAAUCAAGUGUCUCCGCCAGCGCUCAGCUAUGGAAAUCGUUAAUGCUUCUUCCUGGAUUCGUAUGAAGCCCGGAGAAGUUGGCAAUCCAUGGGGUCCCGUGGUUGAUGGUGCCCUGCAGGGCAACAUCCGCUCAAUCCUUCCCAGACCUCCCAAGGAAAUGAGGGAACAGAGAAGGUUUCAAAGGAUCAAAGUUUUGGCAGGAAUCGUUGAAGACGAAGGAGCAUAUUUCAUACCCAAUUAUUUUGGACUUGAAGACGGAAUACAACCGGCCGAGUUUCAAAACCUUAUUUACGAAUUUGUGGUGGAGAGGAACGCAACCAAUCAAGAGAGGGCCUUGGAGAGCCUGGAAUUUGAAUACACUUACUAUGAAGAUCCCAAAAAUAUAACUGGUAUUCGGAACCGUUCUAUUGCACUGAUGUCCGACUAUAUGUUUGGAGCUGGUGUCGAUGAAGUUGUGAAAUACCAUGCGAGAUAUAACUAUACCUACUUCUAUGUCUUCAAAUACAAGUCACAUUAUGAUUAUCUUCCACCAUGGAGAGGAGUUGCUCACGGUCAGGAAUUGCAGUAUGUGUUCGGCUUCCCUUACUUCUCCCGGUGCUACAGUAAGAUCACUGGAGUCUACCCACGCCAAGACUACUCAGUGCACGACAUUGAAAUGAGUAAUUACAUGAUGACAGUGUUCACCAACUUCACUCUACAUGGGGCCCCAACUCCAUCCAGAGAUGAUCUCAAAUAUUUCCGGGAUGUUUUCUGGCCUCCGUUCCGAUGGAACAAUCAGAGCUAUAUGAUCAUUGACAACCAUACAAGAGUAAGCUUCCAAUAUCGACAGCAGGAAUACAUGUUCUGGACGGAUUAUUUCCCUAAAGUCUCCUUAAAAUUUUGCCAAGGAUCGCCUGUUGUCAAGAUAGAAUCUGAAAAGAUGACCACCUUCAUGAAGACCACCUGGGCACUAGUUGUGAUCAACGCCAUUCUUCUCAUCAUCCUCUUGGCUUUUGCGAUCACCAUUUGCCGGCUACAUCGGCAAAAGGAUUUCUGAAACUACUAAAUGUUGCAUUUUGGCAGCGAAAUGUCCCUCUCAAAUCAUACCCUGCUAGCUAUAAGGACCCCCACCCCGCCAGAAAAAAAGGGGGGAAUUGAACAAUAUCUUAGAUAAACAAGAAAAACAUGGGCUGGUCACAUCUUGAUUGUCUGUGGAUAAUGUUGAUAAUAACAACAAUUAUCCAUGUAUUUAUUUUGUUGACCAAUCUUCCGUACCAUAUACACUUGCUUUCCUUGAGAAAGUUUUCUACUGUGACAGGUUUAGCUGACUGUCCAGUUGUCCAGUUGGUCACUUCCGAAACAGUGUAACAUCUUGUGAAUAUAAUUCUUUCUUUUCAAUCCAGAUGAAAAAAAAAAAAAAAAUUCAAAACCUGGAAUCGGUAUAAUAAUAAUAA